Caenorhabditis angaria is the source of this 6018-nucleotide messenger RNA. Lineage: Eukaryota; Metazoa; Nematoda; Chromadorea; Rhabditida; Rhabditidae. The record is from the annotation of a GenBank genome assembly.
AUGUCAGAUUCAGCAAACUUGGGUUUGCUGAACAAGGCGACAAUCUCCUACGAAUAUCUCCAUUCAAACAGUACAACACACGACUAUUUGCUGGGAGCGAUCGCAGAAUUGGUGGAUAAUUCCAGAGAUGCGAGAGCGAAAAAUUUGAAAAUUGAUUUUGGUGAGACCCCGGAAACAUGUGAAAAUUUUAUUUUGCAAAAAUAUUUAUAGAUCGUGAAGAAGAAUAUUUGUCACUUUUGGACGAUGGAUGUGGAAUGACGAAACGAGAAACGGAAACCGUUUUAUCGUUUGGUUUUUCGAAUAAAAGAAAUAUGGAAGGAAUGAUUGGACAGUAUGGAAAUGGAUUGAAAUCGUUAGUUUUCUAAGUAGAAAAAUAUUGUUCUUUAAAAAAAUCAAAAUAUAUAUUCAGAGGUGCAAUGCGUAUAGCUAAUGACAUGAUUCUGCUAACCAAAAAAGAUGGACAAUUCACAUGUCUUCUAUUAUCCCGAACAUUUCACAAAGAACACAAUCUUGGUGAUGUUCUUGUCCCAAGUCCCACUUUCAACGCCGAAGAUCGUCAUAUGAUGUGUCGAAGUGACGAGGAAAUCAAGAAACAUCGCUUGGAAAUGGAAUUGAUUUAUAAAUACUCACCAUUUCACGGGCAAGACCAAUUAUUCGCGCAAUUUGAUAAAAUCGCCGGGGAAAGUGGAACACUGAUUGUUUUGUAUAAUCUACGCCGAUUACUCUCCGGAGAUCUGGAAUUGGAUCUGAAGAGUUCCGAAGAUGAUAUUCGACUAGCUGAUUCGGAAGAACAUCGUGAAGACGAAUAUAAUUCUUUGCGAUCAUAUUUAUCGGUUUUGUAUUUGGAGCCAAGGAUGAAAAUCUACCUUCGAGGGAAAAAGAUUCAAUUGACAAGAUUGACUUCGAAUUUGCUGAUGAAAUAUAAAUAUACACAUUUGGGAAAGAAUUUGAAAGCUUGUGCUAAGAAAGAGCAUGAAGCUUGUCUAGUUGCAUUGAAAGCUGGUAUGUCUAAAUGACAUUUUUUAAGCAAAUGAGUUGAAAUAUUAUUGAAUUAAAAACACGUGAGAAAUAAAAAACUAGGUCAAGUGACGUGGAUUUAAAAACAGUAUAGGUAGCCAUGUCGUCAGUUGCGAUGCGUGUGGGCGACACGUUUUUAGAAAUGAAAAUUUGACAAAUCCAAUGGAAAAUAUCGAGGUCAACACGCAACGCAGAACCGCAUCGCAACUGACGACAUGGCUACCUAUACUGUUUUUAAAUCCACAUCACUUGACCUAGUUUUUUAUUUCUCACGUGUUUUUAAUUCAACAAUAUCGGGUUUUAAUGUUAUUCAUAUGAUAGAAUGGUGUAAGACGAAGAGAAUCAUAUAAAUUUUGAUGACUUUAGGUUAACGAUUAGUGAUUUAGCGACUUUCAGUCGAAUUUUUCGUUCAAGACUCCCUAAAUCACUUAUGAGUUACCCAAAGUCAUCAAAAUUUAUAUCAUUCUGUUCGUCUUGGACCAUUCUAUCAUAUGAAUAACAUUAGAACACAGUAUUUCAACUCACUUUCUUGAAAAAUGUCGAUGUUCCACUAUGGAACACGUUUCCUUAUAUAGUUGGACAUCGACUAAAUGACAUUUUCAUGUUUUUUAAGCAAAUGAGUUGAAAUAUUGGGCUUUGAUGUUAUUCAUAUGAUAGAAUGCUCUAAGACGAACAGAAUGAUAUAAAUUUUGAUGACUUUGGGUAACUCAUGAGUGAUUUAGCGAGGUUUAGUCGAAUUUUUCGUUCAAGACUCCCUAAAUCACUUAUGAGUUACCCAAAGUCAUCAAAAUUUAUAUCAUUCUGUUUGUCUUAGACCAUUCUAUCAUACGAAUAACAUUAGAACCCAAUAUUUCAACUCAUUUGUUUGAAAAAACAUGAAAUGUCAUUUAAUCAUUGUAAAUUAUUGCAAAAAUUGCUUUUUUCCAGCGCAAGAUCGACUUUUGGUAGCUGAAUCUGAUUUCGGGAGACAUGCCAAUUUAGAAAUCCCAAUAAGCGAUAAAAACGGGCGACUUGAGCGAAGAAAUCUUGGAUUAGCAGUUGACCGCGAAAAACAGGCUGUGAAAGAAUGUAAAGAGCGAGAAGUGAAGGCGAAAAAAGCGAUUUCAAACCCGCAAGCAUUGGAAAUUGUAUUCGGGUUGAAUAUCCAUCAUCGAAAUCGAUAUGGUUGCAUGUUUUAUAAUAAUGGUCGACUGAUUUUGGCCUAUCAGAAAGGAUAUGCGCAGACGGAGAAGAAUGAUUUGAUGAUGUGAGACUUUGUCUGAAAAUUUUACUCCUAAUAUGAGUUAUGACGCUGAAAGUGACUUCAAAAAUGAAUUUCAUGAAAAUCUGAUAGCACAGCGUUUUUCAAAAGGCUGUUUUACAUGAGUAUAGAAGGUUUUCUGAGCCCGCCAUUCCUGAAACGCUGAAUUUAACCAGCACAUCGUGCCAAGACCCAUUUAAAGGGCACAUUUUCUCUUUAUAUAUAGAAAACUGUUAUAUAUAAAGAGAGAAUACGCCCUUUAAAUGGGUCUUGGCACGCUGAGCUGGUUAAAUUCCGCGUCUCAGGAAUGGCGGGCUCAGAAAAUCUUCUACACUUGUGUAAAAUACCCUUCUGAAGAACGCGGUGCUAUCAGAUUUUCGUGAAAUUCAUUUUUGAAGUCGGUUAUAGCUUGUAAAAAACAUUACGUCGUCAGUCGCGUGCGGCUGUGCGUCGCGGUCGCUUCCAGACCGCGACGCACAGCCGCACGCAACUGACGACGUAAUGUUUUUUAACUUUGCCACGUCAUAACUCAUAUUUUGGGCCUAUAAUAUUUUGUAAUAAAAAACCAUAUUUUUCCAAUGCAGAAAAACGUCGAAAAUAUACAGUUUAUUAUUUUUGAUUAGAGACAACUUGAAAUUGAGAGAGUGCAGACAGAAGAAUUGGUUUUCUGUCUGCACUCUCUCAAUUUCACAUUGUCUCUACUCAAAAAUAAUGUUAUGACGUGGCAAAAUAUAGUUAAUUUUUGCAGGCAAUGUUUGGGUGUUGUUGGAAUCGUCGAUGUUCCAUAUUCCGUCCUCGCACCAACACAUAAUAAACAAAAAUUCGAAAAUCAACGAGAAUUCCUCGGAUUACUGAAAGCUGUCAACGAUCUAAUGCUCAAAUACUGGAAAGCGAUUCUGAUCGGCGACAGUCCAUCAGGAAUCAAACAUUUCUGGAAGAAAUUCGGAUACAACAAUGCCGAUUGGACAGCCCAACCACAAGCGGAUAAAGAUGGGAAGAGUGCGAGAUAUGAGGCAUUGGGUUUCUGUAUUCAAUGUGACAAAUGUUUGAAAUGGCGGCAGAUUAAAAUGCAGAUGAAAUAUAUGAAUUAUGGUGUGCCGGAUGAAUGGACGUGUGCGGAUAAUCCCAAUUCAAUGCACAGAUCGUGUAAUCAGGUGGAAGAGUUUGAGAAAAUUCGAUGUGGUGUUGGAAUUGUUGAGAAACAAAUUGAGGCGGUGAUUCCGGCUGCUAAAAAAUCAAUCAAACCUGAAAUCGAUUUACCAAGAGCUGCUGAGAAGCGAAAAACAUCUGAAAACUUAGUUAGCUCAACUUCCUCAGCUCGCAAGCCAGCGAGAAAUUAUCGAGAAGAAUCGGAGGAAGAAGAUUCAGAAGAGGAAGAAGAGCCGGCCCCGAAAAAAUCUGCGAGAAAAAUCGAGAAACCUCCAGCAAGACCUUCAACUUCAGCAGCAACUUCAGCACAAAAGAAAACACCAGCUAGAAAAUCAGUAGUUCUGGAAAGUUCGGAUGAAGAAGAGUUCGAGGAACCGCCAAGGCCAUCUUCAAAAAGAUCUGCACCUCCGAAACCAUCGGCUCCGAGUGCGAUCUCUAGUUCAAGUUCAAGUUCAACGAGAUCUGGAAGAGUUUCGGUGCCGGUUGUGAAGAAAACAACAGCGAUUGCAAAGCCGCCACCACCAGUUGUGCAAGCUCAAAGAAGUAAGAUUUUUGGGGCCUGCAAAAUGCUCCGUGAGCCCAAAGGGGACUAGGAUUUGAAUCCUGUGAACCUAGUCCCCCACUGAGCAAUUUUGUGACUUAAAAUCAAAGUUUAUGCUUUUUAGAAGUCACAAAAAUCCGCCAUGAGCUCAAAAACAACAGAGGGACUAGGAUUUGAACCUGAAAAACUAGUCCCUCUGUUGUACGUGGCUUUUAAAAUUUUCAGACAAAAAAUCUGGAAUUCUGAAAAUGCCAACUUGCCACUUGGUUUUCGGAAUUUUGAAAAAAAAAACAUUUUUUUUUGAAAUUCGGGAAAAAUUUUUGAACAGAAUUUUUUUGCGAUCAAAAUUGGGUAGCUCUGAAAAUGUCACGUGGAUUUUCAGGUCUGAAAAUUUUGAAUUUUGAAAAUUUUUGAACUGAGAAAUUUGCCACGUGGCUUUUAAAAAACUUUUUUUUUCUGAUUUCUAAAAUUUUCAGACCUGAAAAUCCACGUGGCAUUUUCAGAGCUCUCAAAUAUUUCAAAGCUUUUAAAAAAUAUCAGAGCUACAAAUUUUUUUUUCAAAAAUUUUUCCCGAAUUUCAAAAAAAAAUGUUUUGUUUUUCAAAAUUCCUAAAACCACGUGGCAAGUUGGCAAGUUUCUGAGUUCCAGAUUUUUUGUCUGAAAAUUUUAAAAGCCACGUGGAGUUACCGUAACUCAUGGAAGAAAUGUGAGAUGAAUAUCGAUUUUUUGUGAAAAUGACGUGUUUUUUGAGAGAAAAAGUUACCGUAACUCACAAAAUUCAAAUUCAAAUUUUCAGAUGGAACAUCAACCAGAAAACCAGUUUCUUCAGAACCACCAUUGGAAAUAUCGGAACGAUUGGAAUUAACGAAAAAAGUAAAUUUUUUUUUGAAAAAAUUUUUUUAGAACUUAGCUGAACUCUAAACUUUUAUUUUCAGACUGAUGCUUUGAAAAAAUCGAAUGCGUUGAUUCGAGAUUUCCUCAAACAAUUAGCCAAAAAAGGAGCAAAUGAUGCCGAUAAAGCACUUCGACUUUCCGACGAGAAACUUCGAGAAACACUGGAUCCUGAAAGAUUGGUUGAAGAUUUUUGGAAAGAAAAGCAUGUUGAGCCAAUGCGAAAAGUGCGCGAGCAAGGCCUGUCCGAAAAACGAGGUCUCGUUUCUCCGGUCGUUGAACAAGUUGAAGUUUUGCCGGAAAAGCAUAAGAAAUUGUUGAACUCAUCGAUUACUAUAUUACAAUGGCUUGUUGAACAUUAUCAUCAAGAUUUGAAAUUGGUUGGUUUUUUUGGGGCUGGGGAAAUUUUCCUGGAAAUUUUCGGCUUAAAAAAUUGAAAAAUCACUAUUUUGUCACCAAAAAUUGAAAUUUUGGUUCAAAAUUAGGGAAAAAACACAAAAAAUUGAGCAUUGCUCAUGUUAGCCUACAAAAGAUUUGUUUUUGCCACGUGGCAUCUUUGAAAAUUGAAAUUUUGAUUCAAAAUCAAGAAAAAACACGUGGCACCUUUGUAUUGCUCAUAUUAAACUCUGAACGAUUGGGCAUUGCUCAUGUUAGCCUUCAAAAAUGAGAAAUCUAGCAGAAAGCAUAGAAUUGUUCAUAUUAAACAUUGUAGAAUGAGUCCUGAAAAAUUCUAAAUUUGUGUAAGCUAACAUGAGCAAUGCUCAAAGUUUAAAAUGAGCAACACGGGACUUCAAAUUUUGAAGAAUUCUCAAUUUUUGCCACGUGGCAUCUGAUUGUGAGAAAUUUGAUGCGAAAUCUUUUUUUUUUUCUGAAAUUUUUAUCAAAAAUAAUCCUAAAUUUGAAAAAAUUGGUUUUUUUUUCAAAAAUUUUCCUGAAUUGUUGAUUAGAAAAUUUUAAAUUCCGAAAAAAAUACAUUUUUGACAUCGAAAAUUGCACAGUUAUCUGGAAUUUUCAUAGAAAAAAUCUGAAAUUUUCAAAAUUUUUCCAGCCCGACACUUUUGUCGUCGACGAACAAUCAGUUUUCGAAGUUGCCGAAAAAAUGUGCGAAGUUGUGAUGGUCCCACCGCCAGAAGAAGAUUCGGAAGGAGUUGUUGAAGAAAAUGGUGAUAUUUCGAUCUGA